Podarcis raffonei (Aeolian wall lizard) is the source of this 2873-nucleotide messenger RNA. RefSeq names its product zinc finger protein 883-like. The record is from RefSeq and is a predicted model, not a curated record. Gene Ontology annotation, biological process: regulation of DNA-templated transcription. The transcript is spliced from 5 exons. The coding region runs from base 716 to 2551 and encodes 611 amino acids. Lineage: Eukaryota; Metazoa; Chordata; Lepidosauria; Squamata; Lacertidae.
CUCCAGGGACCUGGGCAUCAAUGGCCCUGCGUGUGUUAAGCCAUCUAAGAGAAUAAUCAUAAUAAAUUGCCUGCCUAUAUUUCAAGGGAGAUGUAUUUGGCCCCACCCACUUGGCCCUCAGGGGGUUGACUAGAUACAUACCUGGCCCUCAGAGCAAAGAAAAAGGGACCCCACCCCAGGAGUCUGUCUUCAGAGCGGCGGAGAGUCCAAGUGCAAGAAAAGGAGACAGAAGCAGGGGAGAAAUGUGCCCAGAAGUGGGGGUGGGGGCAACUCCUGAGGACCCCCGGGUGAGGACCCCCACUAGAGCCAAGCAUCCAUUUUUCAAAUGACUCCCUUGUCAGUCAGUUCUGACUUCAUGCAUUGACUGGAAGGCAGGAGCAACCAGGCUGAUUCAUCUCCCAGAAACCCCUUCAGUUGCCUCCACAUUUUGCAUUGCUAGAGGGCUAGAGACUUACUUCUUCUCCCUUUCCUCCUCCUCUUUCUUUUCAAAAAGGUAUCUCAUGGUUUGGGCUCUGGUGCCGUCCAGUCCUGAUUCCUGGCAAGUCUCAUCCAUGCUUGUUCAGGGAUCUGUUUCUUCUCCUGACCUACAAAUUCUGUAACAGAACAAUGUAUUUGCUUUGUAGGAUUUGCUAGAGCUUCUCAUUAAGACGGGACAGAACUUGGCAGAAGACCAAAGGAUACCUUCUGAUCUCUCAGAGGCUUCCUGAGAGCACAGAUGGAUGAGCAAGACCCAGCUGGCCCUGAAGAAGGAAGAGGCCAUGCCAACCAAACUGGAAGCAGUGGGGGAUUCUGGGAAAACUCUGUGCUGAAGAUCCUGGGUGAGGAGGACACCCUCCGCUCAGAGGUGCAGAGCCAGCAGGUGAGGCAGUUCUGCUGCCAGGAGGCCAAAGGACCCCGAGAGGUUUGCAGCCGACUCUACCACCUUGACCAUCAGUGGCUGAAACCAGAAAGGCACACGAAAGCUGAGAUGCUGGACAUGGUGAUCUUGGAGCAGUUCCUGGCUGUCCUUCCCCCGGAGAUGGAGAGCUGGGUGAGGGAGUGUGGAGCGGAGACCAGUUCCCAGGCGGUGGCCCUGGCCGAAGGUUUCCUCCUGAGUCAGGCAGAGGAGAGAAAGCAGGAAAAGGAUCGUUUUGCAGAAAUGGACCUGGAUUCCUGUGAGGCAGAGAGGCCUCCGCUGGACACCAGAGAGAGGCCACUGGGAGACAGAAUGAUGGUGGCAAGACCUCCUGAUCCAUCUUUUCAUGGGGGCAGAAGGGAAGCAGCGGCUGUGGAACCAGAUCAGGGUCCAGUGUGCUUUGAAGAUGUCGCUGUUCGUUUCACAGAUGAGGAGUGGGCGUUGCUGGAUCCUGACCAGAGAGCUCUGCAUAAGGACGUCAUGGAGGAGAAUCAUGGGAUUGUGGCCUCUCUUGAUUGUGAUGAAUUGGAAAUCGAGAACAAAGGUGAACAAGACAAAAUCCCCAGAGAGGAGAAGCCAUGCAAAAAUUUGGAGUAUGGAGAGAGCUGCAGUCAGAGCUCCCAUUCCACUUCCCAACAAAGAAUUCUCAUAGGAAAGAAACCCUAUCAGUGUGUGGAAUGUGGAAAGAGCUUCAUUAAGAGCUCCAAUCUCACUUGCCAUCAGAGAAUUCAUACAGGGGAGAAACCCUAUCAAUGUGUGGAAUGUGGAAAGAACUUCAGUCAGAGCCACCAUCUCAGUAACCAUCAGAGAAUUCAUACAGGGGAGAAACCCUAUCAGUGUGUGGAAUGUGGAAAGAGCUUCAGUCAGAGCUCCAGUCUCACUUCCCAUCAGAUAAUUCAUACAGGGGAGAAACCCUAUCAGUGCAUGGAAUGUGGAAAGAGCUUCACUGAUAGAUCCUCUCUCGCUUCCCAUCGAAGAAUUCAUACAGGGGAGAAACCCUAUCAGUGCAUGGAAUGUGGAAAGAGCUUCAGUCAGAGCUCAUCUCUCACUUCCCAUCAGAGAAUUCAUACAGGGGAGAAACCCUAUCAUUGUGUGGAAUGUGGAAAGAACUUCACUAAUGACUCCUCUCUCACUUCCCAUCAGAGAAUUCAUACAGGGGAGAAACCGUAUCAGUGCAUGGAAUGUGGAAAGAGCUUCAGUCAUAAGAGUGAUCUCACUUCCCAUCGAAGAAUUCAUACAGGGGAGAAACCCUAUCAGUGUGUGGAAUGUGGAAAGAGCUUCACUACUAGAUCCUCUCUCACUUCCCAUCAGAAAAUUCAUACAGGGGAGAAACCAUAUCAGUGCAUGGAAUGUGGAAAGAGCUUCAGGAAGAGAUCCUCUCUCACUUCCCAUCAGAAAAUUCAUGCAGGGGAGAAACCCUAUCAGUGUGUGGAAUGCGGAAAGAGCUUCACUGAUAGAUCCUCUCUCACUUCCCAUCAGAGAAUUCAUACAGGGGAGAAACCAUAUCAGUGUGUGGAAUGUGGAAAGAUAUUCAGUCGCAACUCCUUUCUCACUUCCCAUCAAAGAAUUCAUACAAAGGUCGGAAAAAUCUUUCAUUCUGUAGCUUUAGGAGCCAUGCAAAUCCGCACCUUUUUAACCAGGCCUUUGGCUGAUUGACAUCUAAGGCCCUUUUAAGAUGUGGUGGGGAGUUGAGUUACUGAUGUGUAUUUUGUGUUUUUAUGUUGUUUUUAUGUUGUAACUGUCCUGAGACAUGUGGGAACAGGAGUCAGCACUUAGAGACCAAGGGGUUUUUGCCCCCCAGUGAUAUAUUUGAGGGGGCCACCCCCCAGUUGAUAGGCAUUGCCAUUCCAAUGGCCUGCAUGCAUCAUGUGAUUGAUUGUGCAAGUAGGGCCUUACCUGGCCCCUUCCUCCAAUAUUUUAUGCAAGUUGGCACCACUGGGUUGGGUGGUAUAUAAAUUAAAUAAAUACAUUAAUCGCC